GGCCUUGAAAGAAUGGUAGCUAACUCGGCUUGGUAUAUGAACCCAAAGAAGUUGUCUUUUUAGCUUUUCCGAUCCACUUUUUCGCCUUUUCGUUUCUUCCACUUCCAGAUUCCCGUGCUUUCUCUUGUCAGACCCUUUUUAUUGUUUUCUACCCUUCUUCCUGCAGCCUUUACUUUAGACUCGACAUGAACGCCCCUCGCACGUGUUCGCUUUGUGGCAACAAUGGCCAUAACUCCCGCACGUGUCCGGAGGGAGACGGUGGCGGUGGCGGCGGAUUCAUGUUGUUCGGGGUCAGGCUGACCACGACGGAGGGAAGUAGCUCGUUUAGAAAGAGUGUUAGUAUGAAUAAUCUGUCCCAGUUCGACCAGCCUCUAAGUCAGGACUCCAACAACGCCGAUGCAGGAUAUGCUUCCGACGACGUCGUUCACCCAUCCGACCGUUGCCGCGGCCGAAAAAGAGGGAUUCCGUGGACAGAGGAAGAACAUCGGCUGUUCUUGUUGGGAUUACAGAAGGUUGGGAAAGGAGAUUGGAGAGGGAUUUCGAGGAAUUUUGUGAAGACACGUACGCCGACUCAGGUGGCUAGUCAUGCUCAGAAAUACUUCCUCCGCCGGAAUAAUUUCAAUCGGAGACGCCGUAGAUCCAGCCUUUUCGAUAUCACCACUGACACUUUCACGAGCUCAUCCAUGGAAGACGAUUUGGUAUUUUCCGGCCACGAGGCUCUGCAGCCACCGCUGCCACCAUCGCAGCUGCUAAAAGACAGCAAACCCGGAAAUUUCCUACUUAAAAUUCAUCCAGUGAAACCACCUCCUGCCGCCGGCGAUGACAGCAACGCCGAGAACACAAUCAGUUCCAAAAUCCUUCGUCCAAUACCAAUGCUUCCUCUGUCUCCAUACCCAAAAUUCGCUCAAUUAAACAUUAACGACAGAACGCCGGAAGACCCUUUGCCUCUGACUUUGAAGCUCUCUACUUCACACCCGGAGGCACAGUCUCCGACAGCGGCUUCACAGUCGUCAGGCAAUUUCCAGACAAUGUCCGGCGGCGGAGACAGUAUCGACAUUGUCAGUGUUGCUUGAAGCUGAUCUAGAAUUACUGGUCGGAUUUAAUUGGACAGCGUAACAAAAAGGAUUCCAGCUUCGUUUUGUACAGGUGAAAUUUUAAAUUUAAUUGGUCCAAAAAAAGCGAUAUAAAUUUCAAUAAUGGUUGUAUUUCGAUUUGUUUCUAGAAUCGUUGUGUUAAUGUUCAUAUAAUUUAAGUUUAUUGUAGAAAUGAAUUAAUGCGUUAGUUUUCAGCA
Messenger RNA from Cucurbita maxima (winter squash), 1291 nucleotides. Its product is annotated as transcription factor MYB1R1-like. NCBI's taxonomy places the organism in Eukaryota, Viridiplantae, Streptophyta, Magnoliopsida, Cucurbitales, Cucurbitaceae. The transcript is spliced from 3 exons. Gene Ontology annotation, molecular function: zinc ion binding; DNA binding. The record is from RefSeq and is a predicted model, not a curated record. Gene Ontology annotation, biological process: response to ethylene; response to auxin; response to gibberellin. The coding region runs from base 186 to 1073 and encodes 295 amino acids.